GCUUUUCCUACUGGGGGACUUAAAAGUACCUUCCACUUGCUGCCAUCAGAAAACAGCUCUGCAAUUAAAAUUAAAUGUAUGCUGCUUUAAACUUUUUCAUGCUUUGGUGGCUAUUGGUUCAGGGUUGAAUCCCAGGAGUGGGAUAAUGAGGACAAAGGAAAUGAACCUUUUUAUUGCUCUUGCUUUAGAUUGCCAAAUUACUCGCCAGCAAGGGAUCAUGCCUACUUACUCUGAAAAACAAUCUGAAAUUUAGCCCCAAGGAAAUGCAUACAGAUCUUGCCUGUCUCCGUUGCUGGUUUUCAUUUUCCCAUUCUGCGGUGGCUUGUUAAUAUUAGUUCUGACCUUUGGGGCAAGGUGAACACAUGGUUAGCUUAAAGAGAAAAGGCUCUGGGUGGCUCAGGAACUUCUUUGGCAACUACAACAGCUGAUAUUUCAACAGAGCACACACACACCCCUCUUACCGAGGGUACUUCCCCAGCCUUCCCAGAGAACCAACGGAAGGCUCCAGGCUCCCUCUUGGACGCCACCCACUGGACCUGUUUGGGGGGUCUAAAUAGAAGAGGACUGUGUGUCGGAUAAUUCCCAAUGGAAGACAAAACCUCUAAGAGAUCAGCAACUAUACCCCAGUUUACCAAUUCCCCCACAAUGGUGAUUAUGGUGGGCUUACCAGCUCGAGGAAAGACUUACAUCUCUACGAAGCUCACUCGAUAUCUGAACUGGAUAGGAACACCAACUAAAGUGUUUAAUUUAGGCCAGUAUCGACGAGAGGCAGUUAGCUACAAGAACUACGAAUUCUUUCUUCCAGACAACAUGGAGGCCCUACUUAUCAGGAAGCGGUGUGCUCUGGCAGCCCUGAAGGAUGUCCAUGAUUAUCUCAGCCGUGAGGAAGGCCACGUUGCGGUUUUUGAUGCCACCAACACUACCAGAGAACGACGGUCACUGAUUUUGCAGUUUGCUAAGGAACAUGGUUACAAGGUGUUUUUCAUUGAGUCCAUCUGUAAUGACCCUGGUAUCAUUGCAGAAAACAUCAAGCAAGUGAAACUCGGCAGCCCUGAUUACAUAGACUGUGACCGAGAAAAGGUUCUGGAAGACUUUUUAAAAAGAAUUGAAUGCUAUGAGCUCAACUACCAACCCCUGGAUGAAGAACUGGACAGCCACCUGUCCUACAUCAAGAUCUUCGACGUGGGCACACGCUACAUGGUGAACCGAGUUCAGGACCACAUCCAGAGCCGCACAGUAUACUAUCUUAUGAACAUCCACGUCACACCCCGCUCCAUCUACUUAUGCCGGCAUGGUGAGAGUGAACUCAACCUCAGAGGCCGCAUUGGAGGUGACUCUGGCCUCUCAGCUCGGGGCAAGCAGUAUGCUUAUGCCCUGGCCAACUUCAUUCAGUCCCAGGGCAUCAGCUCCCUGAAAGUGUGGACCAGCCACAUGAAGAGGACUAUCCAGACAGCUGAGGCCCUAGGCGUCCCCUAUGAGCAGUGGAAGGCCCUGAAUGAGAUUGAUGCGGGUGUCUGUGAGGAGAUGACCUAUGAAGAAAUCCAGGAACAUUACCCUGAGGAAUUUGCACUACGGGACCAAGAUAAAUAUCGCUACCGCUAUCCCAAGGGAGAGUCCUACGAGGAUCUGGUUCAGCGGUUGGAGCCAGUUAUAAUGGAGCUAGAACGGCAGGAAAAUGUGCUGGUGAUCUGCCACCAAGCUGUCAUGCGGUGCCUCUUGGCCUACUUCCUGGAUAAGAGCUCAGAUGAGCUGCCGUAUCUCAAGUGCCCUCUGCACACAGUGCUCAAACUCACACCUGUGGCUUAUGGAUGCAAAGUGGAGUCCAUCUACCUGAAUGUGGAGGCGGUAAACACACACCGAGAGAAGCCUGAGAAUGUGGACAUCACUCGAGAUCCUGAGGAAGCCCUGGACACUGUCCCUGCCCACUACUGAGCCCUCUCCGGAAGUCAAACUACCUCUUUCCUGUCUUCCACCUCUAGAAGCUUCUAUUCUUGCUCUUCUACACUGAGAAGACUUUGGAUUUGGCCUCACUGGGAGAUCCUGCUUCCAGUGAAGAAGCACUCGGCAGAUCCAAAACAGGUGUCGAUUUCUAACUACAACCAAGGAGCUGUCUAGCUCUGGAUGAAACUUUCUUCUUAAUUUUCAUUCUCUGAUCAAUGAAAACUUCUCUUACUGCCUCUAAGAGGGGAGAGGUGGUCAUUGUGAAGCUUCUCCCACAGGGUCUUCUGAAGAUCCUGACCCCGCAAAGUGGCUCUGAUGAUGUGGGGAUGUGGAAUGGGUGAGAGCUUCCUAGAGGAAAGACUUCUGGGAGGAGAUAGGUCUCUGUGUCUGCCUAUGGGCUUUGUUCUUUGGUGGGCAAUGUUCCUGGGGCAUGGCAUCCUCACCCCUAUACUCAGAGAAGCUGAACUUGGACCACAGUGCUCCUGUCUUCUCCAACUCUUGCUGCCAUUCUGAGUGUUGUCCCUGUCCAUGUCAAUAGUCCAAAGAAUACCCUAGUCUCCCAGUCCCCCUCAACUCCAUGACCACCCAUUCCAUGGACAUUGGCAACAUGAAUACUUCUCCACAGUGUGACUUCUUAAAUACAAGCAUCCGACUAUCUGACCACAGACCCGUAGUCCUUACAACUUUCUGUGUCAUGCACGGGAUCCCUAGCAGCCUGCCUUCUGUACAGCAGACAUACACUUAGUAUUGCUGACCAGGAACCAGUAACCCAGUGCUGAAAAGACAAACUCGUACAGUAUUUUCUGGUACUCUAGCCCACCCCACCUUCUCAGGGAUUGCCCACUUCAGUCAAUUCAUGACUAUUCUUUUUCUGUCUCCUGUCCUUUUUUGUUGGCUUUUGCCCCAACGGUCUAUGCAACACGGUCAGGUCUUUCUCCUAUCCCAAUAAAGCUCUCCCUUCUUCCUGUGUCACCCUCUAAUUACCCCCACUCCAUUCUUACACAACCAUCUCAAAAUGAACGUAGAAUUACUGUCCUUGUAUAAUUACCUUCUCCCUAUGCAUUCUGUUCCAGGCUUUCCCCCUUCAUAGCUUUGCCAUACUUUCCCCAGGUCUCUAUCCCACUGAAGUAAUCCUUUCCUUUUAGCCUAAAGCUGGACCCCACAUUCCCCAAAGAGCUAUGCCAAUCGUUAGCUCUUCUAUGAACUCAAAAUGUCACGCACAACAAUUAAGCAUAAUAAAGAAAGAAAACAACUGCAGUUCAUUUUGCAAAUUUAAUAUAAUGCUGAUA
Pipistrellus kuhlii (Kuhl's pipistrelle) is the source of this 3230-nucleotide messenger RNA. RefSeq names its product 6-phosphofructo-2-kinase/fructose-2,6-biphosphatase 1 (gene PFKFB1). The transcript has 14 exons. NCBI's taxonomy places the organism in Eukaryota, Metazoa, Chordata, Mammalia, Chiroptera, Vespertilionidae. The record is from RefSeq and is a predicted model, not a curated record. Gene Ontology annotation, molecular function: ATP binding; fructose-2,6-bisphosphate 2-phosphatase activity; 6-phosphofructo-2-kinase activity. The coding region runs from base 586 to 1932 and encodes 448 amino acids. Gene Ontology annotation, biological process: fructose 2,6-bisphosphate metabolic process; fructose metabolic process. Gene Ontology annotation, cellular component: 6-phosphofructo-2-kinase/fructose-2,6-biphosphatase complex; cytosol.